AUGCGUGAAUUCAAGGUCGUCGUCCUCGGUUCCGGAGGUGUCGGAAAGUCGGCCCUCACGGUGCAGUUUGUCUCUGGAUGUUUUAUAGAGAAGUACGAUCCCACCAUUGAGGAUUUCUACCGAAAAGAGAUUGAGGUGGACAAUUCUCCUUGCGUCCUGGAAAUUCUAGAUACAGCUGGCACUGAGCAGUUCGCGUCAAUGCGAGAUUUGUACAUUAAAAACGGGCAUGGCUUUAUCGUUAUGUAUUCUUUAACAAAUCAUCAGACAUUUCAGGAUAUCGCGAGUAUGAGAAAUGUGAUCAGUCGUGUGAAAGGUAGUCAACCAGCACCAAUCCUCCUAGUCGCCAAUAAGCUAGAUUUAGAUUGCCAAAGAGAAGUUUCAACGGCCGAAGGUAACGCCCUAGCGGAGCAGUGGGACUGUCCGUUCAUCGAAGCAUCCGCUAAAGAUCGCAUCAACGUGAACGAAGUGUUUGCCACCGUCGUCCGAGAGAUGAAUAUGACCUCCGAAAAGCGCCAGAAGAAAAGUUACUGUUGUUGUACAUUAUUAUAGAAGUGGCAUUAAGUCUAAUUUUAACCUAAUUAAUAAUAAUUAAUAAAACAAAAAACACAAAAUCAACACACACUAAACGCGCGAGGCGGCGGGAGGACGACAAUUACAGGACGCGCGCAGCAGGGAAGGGACCCCGGGGGUUGGGAGUGGCAGCAGAAAAAGUGAAGGUUGUGGUCCUCCGGGUGCUAUUGCCGAUGGUGCUGCAGUAUUGAAUCGUGUGCGACGAUCGCGAUCACUAACCUCACUCCGGUGGGGGUUUAACAACAGGUGAUCCCAAGAAAAACGAAUUAAAGAUACGCCGCGGGCCUACUGGCAGCAAUUACACAUCGUCCUCCGGGGGUCGAAUCACUCUUUUUCCGUUUUUUCUCGUCGCUCUUUGAAAGGGAAGUGCGCGUUUUCGGAAUAUUUUAACUCCUGUGGUACGCCUGGAAUGCUGCAAUACUCGCUGCAUCGGCGGCGAGCUACCGAGCAGGGUUUUGCUGCUGCUCCUGCUCGGAGCAAUAACGACUGACGGAGGGGCAUUUUGUUGGGGACGCAACAUUUGGGGGAUACUCCUCUUCGGGACAAGAGACCGGCCGGAAAACCCCGUGAAUGCUCUUGCAGCUUUGGGUGUGUACACUAGCGGAAGAGAGACGGCAAAGGGGCGAGUGCGCGCACGCAGACGGGGGGAAGCUAACCAAAUGCAUCCAAAAUAGAUAUUAGUGCUCUGGCGGGAGCGAACGGCAACGUAUAAAGAUGUAGGGAAGCUAAAUAAUAUAUUACAUGUAACAGAUAAUAAUUAUUGGUAAAACUAACUAAACUAUGUAUAUGUGGUUGGAAGUAGUAGCAAAAGGCCGCAAUAGCAAAACAGCUAAACGCAACAGACGCGAACACUCAAGCAAACAAUGAAACAGGCAAAACCUCCCUCCCCCCUUCUUACCAAUCUCCAGUUUUUUCACCUCAAUGGCAAAUGUGGUAUUGUGUGUAUACAUAUAAAUAUAUUCUGUGAGCCGCAGGCGACGAGAAUCGCUUCUGAGUUCUGAUAGCUGCGGCAGUGUCCUUGUCUCUCUCGCCGGGAGGAAGUCAAAAAGGGGCGCUGCUCUGCUGUGGGUGGGAAUUCCCCCAGUCAGCCCUUACCGUAGCCCUCUCUCUCUCGCACCAAUGAGCCACGGUGAUUGGGGGGAUGGUGCAUUGAAUUUCGGAAAUGGAAAACGCGUAGCUACUGGUAGAGAGGGGGAAGGAAGGAAGGACACAAACACACGGAUGGUUCUCAAUUUUUACACGAUAUUUUACGAAGAGAAACAGAAGAAGAAGAAGAAAAACACACGGGAACGCGACUAGACUGCAGUGCACCAGAAAAGGCUGGGUAGAAAAUUAAACAUUUCAUUAGGAAAGCAAAACAAAUCACACCAACAAAACCAAAACCAACAAAUUACUACUAGCAAAGUCACACGCACCCCCCCCCCCCCCCUUCCCUCCAUGAUCACACGCCAGAAAUCGACGCAAAUCGAACUCACAAACAAAAGUCAACUGAUCAAUUCGCAUCGGCCUCCGGCGCAUGUUCCGAAAAGCCGACUUUUCUCUCGUCUUUUUUGAGAUUAACGGAAUGUGUCCCGUCUCGCGUCCCCUCAACAAGGAUGGGUGGGCUGCGAACAGGCGGACGAAUGGUGAAAAAAAAGGAAAAAAGAAAAAGGUUGUUAUUUUUUGUCUUAUCUAUAUAUACAUAUAUACAUACAUGCAUAUUUUUUUAAGCUGAAUUGAAUUCAUCAACGUGUUGCACCUUCUUAACUGCACUGUCUUGAGUUGCUGCUUAUUACGUAUCUUAUAGGCAUUUUAUGUAAUGAAAAUAUGUGCCAUUUCCCGAAUGGCCUGGUACAGGAUACUUCCAACUAUUCCGUCUCUGGACGCUUAGGCUCUCGCCCCCGCUAAAAUGGCUCUGUGUUUUGUUUUUUUUAUACCCAUUUUUUGUCGCGCAUCAAAUCAAUUACCGUACGCACGAUGGAACGCCGCGCGCUUUGCCGGCUCGGCUUAUAGCAAACGGGGGCUCGUUCUGCACCGCGUGGGAGGACAGCAAGAACCUACUCCUCCUGCGAGCACUGGUUGGGCCGUGCUCCGACGAUGCCAAUGUGAUAGCGAACGCUACGAAAAUGAGAAGCAACGGAAAUCCAAAUUAAUUUUAAAUGCCCCCGAAACGCUGCCACACAGAAACACAUAUGGAAUUGUUCGUGUAGCGGGCGGGGUGUGCAACACUUAGCUAAAUUGUCAAAAAGAAAGUGAAAAAAAAACGCAAGUGAGCCUAGUGAAGGAAAGGCGUGCUCGCGUGAUCCUCCGAGUGAUCCGAAGCUUCUGUUUUCGUCUGAUUUCUCCACCUAGGUACGUACACCAAAAACAAAAAAAAAACGAUGGAAUGGAAAUGGGAAAGGGAAAAUCAACGACGGAGUAGGACUCAGAAGGGAUGUGUAGAGUUACAAUAAAUGAAAAAAAAACGAGUGCGAGAGAGAAAAGCACGAAUGGAAAAGAGAGAAAGUAACUCAAGAGUCGGAAAUUCAUAAGUAGUAACACAUGC
Molecule: messenger RNA, 3094 nt
Organism: Anopheles nili
Lineage: Eukaryota; Metazoa; Arthropoda; Insecta; Diptera; Culicidae
Gene: Rap2l
Product: ras-related protein Rap-2a
Exons: 4
Coding region: 1-549 (182 amino acids)
Biological process (GO): negative regulation of cell migration; Rap protein signal transduction
Cellular component (GO): plasma membrane
Molecular function (GO): GDP binding; GTP binding; GTPase activity
Source: RefSeq, a predicted model, not a curated record